Molecule: messenger RNA, 1029 nt
Organism: Monopterus albus (swamp eel)
Lineage: Eukaryota; Metazoa; Chordata; Actinopteri; Synbranchiformes; Synbranchidae
Product: testisin-like
Exons: 6
Coding region: 1-1029 (342 amino acids)
Biological process (GO): proteolysis
Molecular function (GO): serine-type endopeptidase activity
Source: RefSeq, a predicted model, not a curated record
AUGGUACAGUAUGGCAGCCUGGACUGUUUGGAUACUCCUGAUGUGUGCGGUCCUCAAUGGGCAAGAUAUGCAACUUUUCCAUCUCUCUCCCUUACAGGGUCAAAGGCUCAGGACUGUGGUGUGGCACCUCUGAACACAAAGAUAGUGGGUGGUGUGAACGCCACAGCUGGGUCAUGGCCCUGGCAGGUCAGCGUGCACUUUACCGGAUAUCAUAUCUGUGGAGGGACCCUCAUCAGUGACCAGUGGGUCCUCACAGCAGCCCACUGCAUCAUAAAAAAUUCAACUAGUGUCUGGACUCUCUACUUUGGAAAAUUGACUCAGAGUGGCCCUAAUGCUAAUCAGGUGACCCGCACUGUGUCCCAAAUCAUCGUCCAUCCUAACUACAACAACACUUGGAACAACAAUGACAUUGCCCUAAUGAAGCUCAGCAGCCGUGUCACUUUCAAUGACUACAUCAGACCUGUCUGCCUGGCAAGUAACUCCAGCCAGUUCUACACCUCCACCUCCUGCUGGGCCACUGGCUGGGGCAGACUGGGAAGCAAUGAGCCAAAUCAAGCUUAUAACUUCCUUCAGGAGGUCCAGAUUCCUGUUGUUGGAAACAAACAGUGCAGCUGUGACUACAUCCCUGAACCAAAAAUAAACCUCACUGCCAACAUGUUGUGUGCCGGGCAAGUGAACAAAGGAACUUGUCAGGGGGACUCUGGUGGACCUUUGCAAUGCAAACAAGGCUCAGUGUGGAUCCAGGCUGGCAUCACCAGCUAUGGAGUACCUUGUGCCACAGCUGGAUUUCCUGAAGUUUAUACCCGAGUCUCUCGGUUCCAGGCUUGGAUCAAAGCUCACGUGGCUGGGACAAAUGUCAUCUUUGUGACAUUCACUUCUAGCGGCACCGAUCCAGACAACAACUCUGUGUGUCUGAGCACACAUGCAAUCACACCAGCUCCAACUUCCAUAGCCAAAGCCAUUGCAACUGAGUUUCUAUUCAUUGUCACCAUAGUGGCAGUGUUUCUGCAGCACAUUUUAGCUCAGUAG